Messenger RNA from Quercus lobata, 858 nucleotides. RefSeq names its product receptor-like protein EIX2. The coding region runs from base 1 to 858 and encodes 285 amino acids. The record is from RefSeq and is a predicted model, not a curated record. The transcript has a single exon. Gene Ontology annotation, molecular function: protein binding. Lineage: Eukaryota; Viridiplantae; Streptophyta; Magnoliopsida; Fagales; Fagaceae.
AUGGCUUCCUUGGAAGCCAUGCAAUAUCCUGACAUGAGUUAUCCUUAUAUGACCUAUUCUGAUGGCGUCAAACUCGCAUUCAACUUUAGGGAGUUUAUUAGAAACCAUCGUUUUUAUUAUUUUUUGAACUAUUUUUCCUAUGUGCUUGACCUUUCAUCUAAUAACUUGUCUGGAAAGAUUCCCACAGAAGUAAUGAGCCUAGGCGGAUUGCUAUAUUUGAAUUUGUCAAGAAAUCAUCUGGUCGGACCUAUCCCACCAAGCAUCGGUGAAAUGGAAAAUUUAGAAGUUCUUAAUUUAUCAAGGAACCACCUUUCAGGCACUAUGCCCACUGCCAUGAUAGAUAUUCCCUUCCUCAUGGAUUUCAACGUGUCAUAUAACAACUUGUCAGGGGAAAUUUUACAUACCGGCCAGUUUAGUACAUUUCCAGACUCAAGCUAUAUAGGGAAUCAUCAACUUUGUGGGCCUCCACUUUCAAAGAUAUGCUCAAGCAAUGAAUCAUUCGGAGAUCCACAUUGUAGCAUUGAAGAAGGAGAUGAAGAAAAGCAAGGCAUUCAAAAAGAAGAGCAGUAUGGCUUUGAAAUAACUUCAUUUUAUUUAAGCAUGGGACUUGGAUUUAUUGCAGGGUAUUGUGGAUUUUGGUGCUCUUUACUGAUGAACAGAUCUUGGAGGCGCACUUAUUUCCGCCUCUUGGGCAACAUGAAUGAAAAAAUUUCUGGGAUGGUACAAGGUAGCAGUUGGAGUAGCCAAAUUGCAAAGGAAGUUUCAACACCAACAAACUCCCAAGUAAAGGGUCGUCAAUAUAGUUCUGUACAAUACUCGCUUUUGCGAGUACCUUCUUUAUGUCUCUUUAAGUAUUAA